AAUCCUCACCUACCCGACAAUCUCUCUCCCACCCCACCCCUUUCUCGUUUCGUUGGAAGAAGAAGAAGAAGAAGAAGAAGGUGGUUUCGCUGGAAGAAGAAGAAGGUGAAACCCUAGAUCUGAUCUCGGAUGACGGCGCGAUCGUUGUUGGCCGGUAGGAUGGUGGCGGCGGCUCGCCGCGCCUUCCGCAGCUGGCCCCUCCACACAAUCACAACCACCACCACCACCGACGCCGCCACUGCCAUCGCCACCAAGGAACAGCACAAGGUGGUCAGUCGUCUUGAUGUGAUGGAGGAUAUAAGCUUUCCCUACAUGACACGCGAGAUGGCCGCCGUACUGCGGCGGAGCCGUGUUGCGGCUGUCGAACACAACAAUUUUAACAUCAGGCAGCUUGCUAAUCCUUACCAUGGGCCGGCUGAUGGAGAUAUCCUGUAUGACAGGGCAUGGAUUAACAAUCUUGCUCUGCUUUUUACUCUCUCCACGUUAUUUGGGGCGUUUAGUACUCUAGCCAAGCUAAAGCAGACACGGACAGUGGACCAAUGUGUCCAGACCCAAACUAGUUAAAGCAACCACUGAGGUUGUAUGGAUUCCAGUCCCAAACUUGUUAAAUCAACCGCUGACGUUGUAUUGGAUAUCAUACUCUGUAUGUCGUAAUACUUAAUUUCAUAUGCUAUUGUCAUAACUUGAGAAUUACUUCCUAUAUGUUAGCUUUAUAUGUUUCUGGAUGUUCUGUUGUGUCUGCCCCCAAAAUACAACUUGCUCAGUUAAGAUUUC
This is a messenger RNA of Oryza sativa Japonica Group (Japanese rice), 774 nucleotides long. RefSeq lists its product as uncharacterized. NCBI's taxonomy places the organism in Eukaryota, Viridiplantae, Streptophyta, Magnoliopsida, Poales, Poaceae. The record is from RefSeq and is a predicted model, not a curated record.